CCGCAUUAUUUGCGUCUUAUUUCAAAAUUAUUCACAAAUCACCUCUCUCCCAUCAAUUUCCUCCUUUUCUCCCAAUUUCUCCCCUUAUUUGGCAACGCCAUCGUGUCAUCACCUCAUGUCGUUCCCUGCGCCAUCGAUAAUAACAGAUAAAUGUCAUGGAAAUUCCAAAGAUAAUACUCACUCCUCGUGUCCAUUGCACCGGCCUUCUCUGUCGAGGUGUCGGCCCGUAUCCUGUCGUUGCUGUUCCGUCUAGUCUUUCUGUCUUUUUCGGCCUUUGGCUCUCAUAAUUUCUGGUAAUGCGACGUCCUAGGUUUCUCCGCGUCGCUGCUAUAGCGCAAAUUCAGCGAGUUCCGAGUACAACCCCCGGCCUCGCGAAUCAUUUCUUGAUCUAUCACAUCCCCUACCGGAGCUACUACUCGAUUCUAAUGGCUCAGAAUUCCUGCAGAUGCACGGUCACGGGCUCCGUCAGUCUAGACUAACCCUUACACUGCUCCUCGGCCACCUGUCAUUACUCCAGAUAUCCCAUCGGCCCCACAAUCCCACAAUCCUUACGGCAAUGAACCCUUCUCUACAUGCACCGUCUGCCUACAAAUUCUAUAAUCAGCUUCUACAAUCCUUCGAUCCAUUCGCGACCCAUCCAUUCACCAGAUACUCUUCCCCUCCGACGCCCAAUACCGCGCCGACGUUUAUCCAGCCUUCUGAGUCACCUUCGUCACCUCCUGCACAGAAACCUAUUGCGUCAUCUUCCUCUGCCAAGCACCCUGCAUCUACUUCCACAUCACGCAUCUUCACGUCGUAUAGCGGGAGGCUUUCACCAGACCCCGAACUCGACCAAAUUUUGAAGAAGAAGAAAGCACCAGCCAAGAACAAGUCUUGACCCGUUAGUGUACGCGUUACAUGAUUGUAAUCAUACGAUUACAAUUCAGUCAUCGGUAGCAAUGUUGAUAAGGAAGGAUCUUAUAUAUAACACGUAGGAGGAGGCGGAUGAGCGAGGAGAAGGACGGAGUUAUCUCAUGUGUUUGCGCCAUCUUGAAUCUGGUUCUUGGUUACUUGAUUUAUGAAAUGCUUCCGAGUCUUUGCACUGUCUCUGCCCCUCAUUGAAUUUGUCCUGUUAUAAGAAUAGCAGAGUAGGUUCAACUACUCAUUGUCGACGGAUCAAUUGAAGU
Molecule: messenger RNA, 1166 nt
Organism: Desarmillaria tabescens
Lineage: Eukaryota; Fungi; Basidiomycota; Agaricomycetes; Agaricales; Physalacriaceae
Exons: 3
Coding region: 446-877 (143 amino acids)
Source: RefSeq, a predicted model, not a curated record